AGCAAAAGGCCCAGAUCACUUUCUUUUUCCAAUUUGCAUCGGCUAUUUGCAACCUUGAGUGAGCUCUACAGCUCUGCUUAAAACCCUAACUCAGAAUUUAUCGCCAACCAUAAAAUUUUCUCGCGAAAAUCCCAAUUCUAGCUAGAAAAAGGAGAAAGAAAAUAUCAUGGGAACGCACACGCCAAACCUCGAGUGCCGGAUGUACGAGGCCAAAUACCCGGAGGUCGACAUGGCGGUUAUGAUUCAGGUGAAGAACAUCGCCGACAUGGGCGCAUACGUUUCGCUGCUUGAGUACAACAACAUCGAAGGCAUGAUUUUGUUCUCUGAGCUCUCCCGCCGUCGGAUUCGUAGCGUUAGUAGCUUGAUCAAGGUUGGCCGCAUCGAGCCCGUCAUGGUCCUCCGUGUCGAUAAAGAGAAAGGCUACAUCGACUUGAGCAAGAGGAGGGUUAGUGAGGAGGAUAUUCAAGCCUGUGAGGAGAGGUAUAAUAAAAGCAAGCUUGUUCACUCUAUUAUGCGUCAUGUCGCUGAAACUAUGGGCAUUGAUUUAGAGGAAUUGUACAUCCAUAUUGGAUGGCCUUUGUACCGGAAAUAUGGUCAUGCUUUUGAGGCAUUCAAAAUCAUUGUAACUGAUCCUGAUUCAGUUUUGAAUUCUCUCACGCGUGAGGUUAAAGAAAUUGGCCCUGAUGGACGGGAGGUAACCAAGGUAGUGCCUGCUGUGUCAGAGGAAGUCAAAGAAGCUUUGGUGAAGAAUAUUAGGAGAAGAAUGACCCCACAACCACUGAAGAUUCGGGCUGAUAUUGAAAUGAAAUGUUUCCAGUUUGAUGGGGUUCUUCACAUUAAGGAUGCAAUGAGGAAAGCCGAAGCUGCAGGCAAUAAAGAUUGUCCUGUGAAAAUAAAACUGGUUGCUCCUCCACUUUAUGUCCUUACCACUCAAACCCUAGACAAGGAGCAAGGCAUAUCAGUUCUUAACAAGGCAAUUGCUGCUUGCACCGAGGCAAUAGAGCAGCAUAAGGGGAAGCUCGUUGUGAAGGAGCCACCGAGAGCUGUGAGUGAACGAGAUGAUAAAUUGCUUGCGGAGCACAUGGCUAAACUACGAAAUGACAAUGAGGAGGUUAGUGGUGAUGAGGAUAGUGAAGAAGAAGAAGAUACAGGGAUGGGAGAUGUUGAUGUGGAAAACUCAGGUCCUGGCAUAAUGGAGUAAGUAAAGAUGGUCACAUGUUUUUGUUUGAAUCCAAAUUUUUGAACAAGCAUUAUGGCGGUUGUAAAAAACUAAUUGCGCAUAUUGUAUUGUUGAGCUGUUUUUUCCAAAAUACUGGAUCAUUGAGAAGGUUUUAGUGGAGCAUACAGGGUACCUUAAUACUAUUGUGCAAUAAUUGUCUUUCUCCCUCCCCUUGGUUUGUAUUGUUAUUGCCCUUGUCUUUUAAUGAUUAAUUUCUUUA
This is a messenger RNA of Hevea brasiliensis (rubber tree), 1439 nucleotides long. RefSeq names its product eukaryotic translation initiation factor 2 subunit alpha homolog. NCBI's taxonomy places the organism in Eukaryota, Viridiplantae, Streptophyta, Magnoliopsida, Malpighiales, Euphorbiaceae. Gene Ontology annotation, cellular component: eukaryotic translation initiation factor 2 complex; multi-eIF complex; eukaryotic 48S preinitiation complex. The record is from RefSeq and is a predicted model, not a curated record. Gene Ontology annotation, molecular function: ribosome binding; RNA binding; translation initiation factor activity. The coding region runs from base 167 to 1201 and encodes 344 amino acids. The transcript is spliced from 7 exons.